Molecule: messenger RNA, 572 nt
Organism: Pogonomyrmex barbatus (red harvester ant)
Lineage: Eukaryota; Metazoa; Arthropoda; Insecta; Hymenoptera; Formicidae
Product: fatty acid-binding protein homolog 5-like
Molecular function (GO): lipid binding
Source: RefSeq, a predicted model, not a curated record
AUAAAAGCCGGCGCGCUCCGGCACGCCGUUCGUCUUUCUUCGGUGGCGAUUCAAGUUCUGACUUGUGACACGACCAGUCAAUAUAAUCCUCACGAGCCAUCAUGGUGCAGAUAGUCGGCAAGUAUCAAUACGUGUCGGGCGAGAACUUCGAGGAUUACAUCAAGAGCCUCGGCAAGGCCGACCUCGCCGAUACGUUCCUGCAGGCCACGCCGGUCGUGGAGAUUCAACAGAACGGCGAGCAGUGGGUCGUCGUGGUCACCAGCCAGGGCAAGACAGUCACCGCUACCUUCAAGCCCGGAGAGGUUUACGACGAGCAGCUUCCAUCUCAAGGCCUCGUCUUCAAGAGCGUGACCACGAAGGAGGGCAACGGCUUCAAAACGGAGACCACUUUAUCCGCGGACCUCAAAGCGAUUCGAGUUUAUGAAUUCACCGACACCGGAAUGGUCGUGCAUCUAUCCUCCAACAAAAGCGACGUCAAAGCCAAGCGUACAUACAAGAGACUGUAAAGCCGGUUCCUAAUUUAAAUAGCAAUCUAUAUAACAUCGCAUUUUAUUAAAGAGAUUGAAAUGUAA